Molecule: messenger RNA, 757 nt
Organism: Anopheles cruzii
Lineage: Eukaryota; Metazoa; Arthropoda; Insecta; Diptera; Culicidae
Product: histidine protein methyltransferase 1 homolog
Exons: 3
Coding region: 1-750 (249 amino acids)
Biological process (GO): peptidyl-histidine methylation, to form tele-methylhistidine
Molecular function (GO): protein-L-histidine N-tele-methyltransferase activity
Source: RefSeq, a predicted model, not a curated record
AUGGUAACGAGUAAUCAGGAGGCAAUAAAUCCAGAAGCGGUAAAUAGUUUUAAGCUAUCGGAGGAAUGUACGAUCGAGUACCUGAAUCAUCUCGCGCUGAUGGAAGAAACGUUUGGCGAAGAAAUUGUGACCGCCGAGACGGAUCAUUCCGAUCUGGUUCCCAACCGAUACGAAGGUGGAUUGAAAGUUUGGGAAUGCACAUUCGAUCUGGGAACUUUUUUGGCCGAUUCCGCCGAACUGAAGGCACAGUUCGUGGCGAAAACGGUGCUCGAUCUCGGCUGUGGCGCUGGAAUUCUCGGUAUCGAAGCGAAACUGUUGGGCGCGAGCGAAGUGCACUUUCAGGACUAUAACAAAGAUGUCCUCACGAAAACGACGAUGGUCAACUAUGAGCUGAACGAUCGGUCGGAUGACCGCGACGAUAGUUGUAAAUCGGACACCACGAUGGUUAGAUUUUUCUCCGGCGAUUGGGCUAGCUUUACGGAACGGUACGAGACCACGUUCGAUCUCAUUCUCACUUCGGAGACGAUUUACAACGCACAAAACUAUGGCAAGCUGCUCGAUCUUUUCGAUCGCAAACUGUCCCCCGGUGGAAUAGUAUAUCUGGCGGCCAAAACGUACUACUUUGGCGUUGGCGGCGGUAUUCGGCUGUUCGAGAAAGAAAUCGACACGGACGGACGGUUUCGCUACGAAACCGUGUGGCGCUGUGAUUCUGGUGUUAAGCGGGAGAUAAUGAAAAUUGAGCGUAAGUAGUACUGCC